GAAAUUCUAAUGUUUCUCUCUUUUCCUGUCUUUUCCUCCAAUUGUUUCCCCCUCCAGCAAAUUGAAGAAUUUUCUGAUGUUAACGAAGGAGAGAAAGAAGUGAUGAAAUUAUGGAAUCUUCAUGUUAUGAAGCACGGGUUUAUUGCUGACAAUCAAAUGAAUCAUGCCUGUAUGCUGUUUGUUGAAAAUUAUGGACAGAAAAUAAUUAAGAAGAACUUAUGUCGAAACUUUAUGCUACAUCUGGUCAGCAUGCAUGACUUUAACCUCAUCAGCAUAAUGUCGAUAGACAAAGCUGUGGCCAGGCUUCGGGAGAUGCAGCAGAAGUUAGAAAAGGGAGAAUCUGCUUCCCCAGUAGAUGAGGAAUCUUCUGAAGAACAAAGUGGGACGACAAAUGGAUUCAGUGAAAAUAAUAUGAGAGAGAGAAUUUCGGAAAUGGAUAGCAUCUCAGGUGUCACAAAACAGAGCAAGAAGCAGAAACUCUGAAGUCAAAACUGAAACGCCAUUCAACGGACAAACAUUGAAGUGACAUUCUAGGGUACAUGAGCUCUAUAAAGAAUUACACACAAUGCAGAGAUUCCAAACAGGCACUGCUGGAUGGAAAUAAAUGAUUUCAGCAAGGAUAUUGUUUUAACAGGGUUUCUAUUCAGUUAAUUAUGCAAGUACUACAUGUAUAUCGGUUUUGGUGAUGUAAUGACAAUAUUCUAAGAGUUUGAGCAUGAAGAGCAAUAUGAAAGUCUUUUUGUAAUUUUAGUAAUUAGUGUCUUAAGAACUUUAUGGAAUUUUCAUAAUUUAAGUAUA
This is a messenger RNA of Tinamus guttatus (white-throated tinamou), 798 nucleotides long. The record is from RefSeq and is a predicted model, not a curated record. NCBI's taxonomy places the organism in Eukaryota, Metazoa, Chordata, Aves, Tinamiformes, Tinamidae.